This is a messenger RNA of Antechinus flavipes (yellow-footed antechinus), 4318 nucleotides long. It is a transcript of the gene SLC41A2, whose product is annotated as solute carrier family 41 member 2. Gene Ontology annotation, biological process: monoatomic cation transport. Lineage: Eukaryota; Metazoa; Chordata; Mammalia; Dasyuromorphia; Dasyuridae. Gene Ontology annotation, cellular component: plasma membrane. Gene Ontology annotation, molecular function: monoatomic cation transmembrane transporter activity. The record is from RefSeq and is a predicted model, not a curated record. The transcript has 11 exons. The coding region runs from base 298 to 1872 and encodes 524 amino acids.
CGGCAGCCUGCACUGGCCGAGCCGGGAGCUGUCACGGCGGAGCGGGUGGGGGCCGCAGCCAGGCCACGCCGACUCCCCCCGGGGCCUUGACCGCUGCCCCCAGCGAGCGCCGCCUGGGCAGGUGAGGAUGGAGGGAAGGUCGCGGCUCGUGCGGGGGCGGGGCCGGCCCCCCCAGCGCCUGCCAGGUCAAAUUCUGUCUGUGAAAUUACCAAACAUUUUAGAUCACUGAAGUCAUUGGCUUUUGUCUGCUCUUUGCUUUAAAGCCCUGUUUGUAUUUGAGUCACCUGCUGUUUUCUCAUGCACGUUGAGACCCACGGAGCACAAGGACAGGGGCAUUGUGACAACAAUAUGACUAAUAGUAAAGGAAGAGCUAUCACAAACAGAACCAGCGGCAUAGUCAACAGUGGAGAAAGAUUGGUAAAUUGGACUCUCCAUUUAAAUACAGUUCAGCCUGACACAUUUUUAAGCUUUCUAUUGAGUAUGGUGCCUGUCAUUUAUCAUAAAAAUCAAGAUGGCAUUUGGCAAGAUGGCCUGCCAGCCUCAGCACAGACAUUUAACAUAAGAACAGAUCAACACAUGGAGUACCAUCAUUUUUCAGAGCAAUCUUUUCAUGGCAAUAACGGACAUGUUCCAUCAAGCUGUAGCCCAAAGUAUGAUGACUAUGCUAACUAUAAUUACUGUGAUGGAAGGGAGAAUUCAGAAACAGCUGUCAUGUUAAAAAAUGAAGACAUGUCUAGUGAUGGUGACGAAGAUCUCAUUGGGGAAGGGAAUCACAGAUUGCCAAAGGAGUCCAGUGGCACGAUGGCCUUACAGAUCCUGGUGCCAUUUCUGCUGGCAGGAUUUGGAACAGUUUCAGCUGGCAUGGUUUUAGACAUAGUACAGCACUGGGAGGUGUUCAAAAACGUGACUGAAGUUUUUAUUUUAGUCCCAGCACUUCUCGGUCUCAAAGGAAACUUGGAAAUGACAUUGGCAUCCAGAUUGUCAACCGCAGUAAAUAUUGGGAAGAUGGAUUCCCCCAUUGAAAAGUGGAACCUAAUCAUAGGCAACUUGGCACUAAAACAGGUUCAGGCCACAGUGGUUGGUUUUCUCGCCGCCGUGGCAGCGAUCAUCCUGGGCUGGAUUCCAGAAGGGAGAUACCGCCUCGAUCAUUCCAUCCUACUGUGUGCCAGCAGUGUGGCCACUGCCUUCAUUGCAUCUCUCUUGCAGGGGAUAAUAAUGGUUGGCGUCAUCGUUGGCUCGAAGAAGACUGGUAUCAACCCGGACAAUGUGGCCACUCCGAUUGCUGCUAGUUUUGGGGACCUCAUUACUCUGGCCAUAUUAGCCUGGAUAAGUCAGGGUCUUUACGCCUGCCUUGAGACAUAUUAUUACAUAGCUCCAUUAGUUGGUGCCUUUUUUUUGGCUCUGACCCCUAUAUGGAUCGUGAUAGCUGCCAAACAUCCAGCUACAAGGACCGUUCUCCAUUCAGGCUGGGAGCCCGUCAUCAUAGCGAUGGUUAUAAGCAGCAUUGGGGGCCUUAUUCUAGACACGACAGUAUCGGAUCCGAAUUUGGUUGGAAUUGUUGUGUACACUCCAGUUAUUAAUGGUAUCGGUGGUAAUUUAGUAGCUAUACAAGCUAGUCGAAUUUCUACCUACCUCCAUUUACACGGCAAACCAGGCGAGGUGCCCGAUGAAGCCAAAGGCUGCUACUACCCGUGCCGAACCUUCUUUGGUCCAGGAGUCAAUAACAAAUCUGCCCAAGUUCUUCUACUUUUAGUGAUUCCUGGACAUUUAAUUUUCCUCUAUACCAUCCACUUAAUGAAAAGUGGUCACACUUCCCUGACUGCAAUCUUCAUCGCUGUAUUCUUAUUUGCUGCUGUGUUACAGAUGAAAUAACCAAGAACUUCAGAGGAUCAGUGAAUUACUGCAGGCCCCGGGGCUACUUAAUUAAACUGGCAAGAUCAGAAAUUCCGGUCUUCUGUCACCUAGUCAAGGAUUCCUUUCAUUACAACAUUUAAUUUUUGUCUUAUUUGGUUAUUUUAAGAGAAAUGUUUGAAAACAGAUUCAUUGUUGUAAACCUCAAGAGCCGUGAUUGACUUAGACUAUUUCUUACUAUCCAUUUACUUUCCAGAUAACAUAUAUUAAAUCUAUAAUUCAAUGAGCAUUUAUUAGAAUGUGCCAAACAUCACGUGAAUUCUUAUAGACCGGUGUUAUAGGAGGUAAAGGGUGGGAUAAAGCAAUCACUGCCACCUUGGAAGUGAGCAGAGGUGAGACCUGAGGGAGGCUUUGAUAAAUGAAGAGGUCAUUCCAGGAAGAGCAGGGAGACAGCAGAGUUGCCAAGAUGGGCAGGCAGUGCUGUAUACAGAGCAGAUGGCUUAUGUAGGAGAGUGGGAGAGAAUAAAGCUGGAAUUAGGGCUCUGGGUUAUAUAGAAGGGGCCAGUCUAAGAAUUUGGGGCUUUAAACACGGAGCUGAUGAGGGCAAAGCGAUGAUUUUAGAAAGACUGAGCUGGCAGCAGUGUGCAGGGCGGAUUGGAGAGGAGACAAUCUAGAAUACAGAGACAUUAGUUAGGAGAUUAUUGUAGUAAUCCAAAUGAGCAGCAGCUAAAAGUGGGAUUAGGAGAUAGGAGAUUACAUAUGAGAAAUAUUACACAGUGAUUAGAGAAGGAAUAUGAAGUCCAAAUUCCAUUUUUUAAAUGUGACUCAGUAGAUGUGGUAGAUAGUACUGGCCCCCAAAGUCAGGAAAACCUGGGCUGAAGUCCUUCCUCUCGCAUAUCCUGGGCAGUCUCCCUCAGCAUCGCAGACAAUUCUUAAGCUUGCAGAAAAGGUCUAGAUCUGCACUGGUAGAAAGAGUUUAUUCAUUAGGAAUGCUCAUUAGGAAUCUGUGACCAGUGAUAUACAAGUCUGACCAAUUAUGUAAGAUACCAACAGAAAUACAGAAAUAGAUACUUACCUCUAGAAGCUUCUAGUCUAAUAGAAGAAAGAAGAUGCAUAUAUAAAUAGUGAAUUACAAAAUAGAAGGCAAAAGCAUAUUAAAACCAAAAAUAAAUCUGAGGAGUAUUCUGAAGAAAUUAAGAAAGGGUCUGAGUUGCCCUCUUGCUUUCAUCCUGGUACUGUUUUCUUUCCCAAGGUAGCUCUUGCUAGAUGGUCUCAGACUUUCUUUUUUUUUAACUUUUUAAUUGUGUCUUAUUUUUCCAGAUACACGCAAAGAUAGUUUUCAACACUCACAUUUUGCAAAACCUUAUAUUCCAAAUUUUUCUCUCUGCCCCUACUCCAAGAUAGCAAGCAAUCUAAUAUAGGUUAAAGAUGUGCAAUACUUCUAAAUAUAUUUCCAUAUUCAUCACAUUGCACAAGAAAAAUCAGAACAAAAUGUCAAUGAAAACAAGAAAGAAAAAACCAAGCAAAAAAACAAUAACAAAAAGGUGAAAAUGCUAUGUUUUGAUCCACAUUCAAUCUCCAUUGUUCUGUCUCUGGAUGCAAAUGGCACUUUCCAUCCCAAGUCUAUUGGAAUUGCCUUGAAUGCCCUCAUUUUUUAAAAAAAGCCACAUCCAUCACAGAUGAUCAUCACACACUCUUGUUAUUACUGUUGGUUCUGCUCACUUCACACAAUAUCAGUUCAUGUAAAUCAGACUGUUUUCUGAACUAGAUGAAGUCACAUCUGAGCGUGAUGGUGGGAGGAGAAUUUAAGGAGAUAAGAGAAAGUCAGGAAUUCUCUCUAGAUUGUGUAACGAGAGAGCCAGUGAGAGGUGGACGAGAGAGUUAGGAUGAAGUGGCACAACAUGAAUGUCUAAUGGGAUCCAGCCCCCCUAGCACCCAGCAAAGCUCUGGACCAAGUGGUCCAGAGAACGUAGCUUCUCCCCUCACAUAUGCCCUUUUGUUGUAACUUUAUUUAGUUAUUACAAGUGUUUGGUUGUUGUUGUUGAAAUAUCUGUUUCUUAGGGUUGGUUAGAGAGCUUUGUGGGCUUGGAAAAUUUUCCUGCUAAAUCCAUAUCAUGCAUUGGACAGAUGCAGCACAAAGCAGCUGAGACUAAGGGCCAAAGGGCUGGGAGCUAGCCUUGACUUCUGAUUCGAGCUGUUUGUGACUUUGGGCAAAUUCACUUGGAAAAUGGGGAUGCGUCUGCUCUAUCUACCUCUUAGGGCUGCUGGGAGAUAGGGUAGAAAUGACAUGAUCUCUAUGAAAUGCCUUUUGAAAUGUCCAAAGGAUUAAACAAUGCAAGAUGAUUUUUUUUUUAUAUUACUCUAUGAGCAUUUAGGCUCCCAUGCUAAAGCCAGCAAAAAUCAGGGAUUUGAGCUUGUUUGCUGACUUUUAAUGGGACAGGAAUUGUCUGGACCAGUUAGAAAUGAU